Messenger RNA from Colletotrichum navitas, 1560 nucleotides. RefSeq names its product large neutral amino acids transporter small subunit 1. Gene Ontology annotation, molecular function: L-amino acid transmembrane transporter activity. Gene Ontology annotation, cellular component: membrane. NCBI's taxonomy places the organism in Eukaryota, Fungi, Ascomycota, Sordariomycetes, Glomerellales, Glomerellaceae. Gene Ontology annotation, biological process: amino acid transmembrane transport. The transcript is spliced from 5 exons. The coding region runs from base 1 to 1560 and encodes 519 amino acids. The record is from RefSeq and is a predicted model, not a curated record.
AUGCCGGACCUCCUCCAUACCGAUGAGAUCACGCCGUUUCUCCAGCAGCCGUCGGUGUCCCGCGGCGGCGACGGCGACGGCGACCCCGCGACCGCCCGGAAACUUACGCUCUUCAACGGCCUCGCCAUCGUCAUCAGCCUCCAGAUCGGUUCCGGGAUCUUCAGCGUCCCCUCGCAGAUCAGCCAGUUCGUCACGGCCCCGGGGUACGGCCUGCUGGCAUGGCUUUUCGGCGGCCUGCUCGUCUGGACGGGCGCGGCGUCCUUCAUCGAGCUCGGGCUCCGGAUCCCCGUCAACGGCGGCAUCCAGGAGUACCUCCGUGCCUGCUACGGCGAGUUCGCCGGGUUCCUGUUCACGUGGGUGUGGUGCAUUAUCAUCAAGCCCGCGGCCAACUCCAUGAUCGCGACCAUCUUCGCCGACUACCUCACCGAGGUCUUCGUCGCGGACCAGGUGACGCUGCCGUUGUGGGUUCCAAAGCUGGCGGCGGCAGGUUGCAUCGUGGUCAUGACGCUCGUCAACUGCAUGGGCGCAACCGCUGGCGCUGAGGCGGCCAAACUGUUUCUUUUCCUCAAGACGGCGGCCCUGGCUACUAUUAUCGUACUCGGCUGCGGUGUCUGGGCCUUUGGCCAUGGAGACGGAGUUCCGUCAUCCGAGUAUGGCUGGUUCGGACAGGCUCCCGAACAGCGUGAGGUCGGUCUCUGGGAGUGGCUCGGAGACUUUGGGACGGCAACAUUCGGGGCACUGUGGUGCUACGCCGGUUGGGAAAUGAUUGGCUUUGUUUUGGGAGACAUGAAGAAUCCUAAAAGAGAUCUGCCAAUCGUGGUAAAUGGCUCUAUGGCUGUGGUGAUUAUCGGCUUCCUGCUAAUGAACGCUGCCCUGUACGUCUGUUUGCCAAUGAGUGUCAUGCGGACAAGCAGCACUGUCGCAGUGGACUUUGCCAACAGGAUUCUCGGCAACUGGGCUGGACUACUCUUUUGCCUGGUUGUGUCUGUUUCGGCGAUGGGUGCCUUGAACUCGAACAUCUUCGCGACCGCCAAACUCGUCGUAGUCGCAAGUCAGAGGGGGUACCUCCCUGCUAUUUUGGCGAACCUGCACUGCAGUCAAGAAAAGGAUGAGGCCGGCUGUGUUGACGAGUAUAUGUCUUCUCUGCCGAGAUUGGUCAAGGGGCCGAUCAUAGGUUUCCUCUGUUAUACUGAUGGAAAUGUCAGGCUUCCUCUGCUCUUGAAUUGCGCAUUGUCUGUUGUCUAUGUGGUUGUUGGGAGCUUCAAUGGGCUUGUCACAUUCAUUGGCUUGGCGGCGUACACGAUCUUCUUUUCUUCGACUGCUGGACUCAUUGUUCUCCGCCAAAGAGAUCGUCGUAUACCAACGGCAAAGGUUGCCGAGUACAGCACUUGGCUCAUAAACCCCAUCAUCUUCAGCGCGAUUAGUGGACUGCUGGUAGUCAGAGGAGUCAUCUCGGAACCUUUGCAGGGAGGGGCUAUUUUCUUGGUCGCCGUUUUCGGAGUAGUCUUCUUCUCGCUCAGGUUCGGGUUACGUGGCUUCACCCACACAGAAGGCAGCUGA